Zea mays is the source of this 1826-nucleotide messenger RNA. RefSeq names its product F11F12.5 protein. The transcript has 3 exons. NCBI's taxonomy places the organism in Eukaryota, Viridiplantae, Streptophyta, Magnoliopsida, Poales, Poaceae. The record is from RefSeq and is marked predicted. The coding region runs from base 110 to 1447 and encodes 445 amino acids.
CACCCACGGCACGCUGCGCGCCCAAGCAAACCAGGGAGCGCGGCCGACCGACCAGCCAGACCUGCGCAAUCGAAACCGAUCGACUCCCCUAUUAUUGGUCCCCAUCCCCAUGGGGCGGCGGCUGAGCGCGACCGCCGCCGCCGCGGCGGCGUCGGCGGAGCCGCUCCUCCCGCCGGCGCUGAAGCGCGGGGUGCUGAUCGAGCGGUGCGCGUCGCACGCCGACGACGAGCUGCAGUGGUUCCGCUCCUGCCUGCGGUGGGUGUGCAUGGACCACUCGGGCCCGGGCCAGGCCGCGCUGUCCUGGCUCCUCUUCCUCGUCCUCGCCGCCAUCGUCCCGGCCGCCGCGCACUUCCUCCUCGCCUUCCGCGCCUCGCGCCGCCCCUUCUCGGCCGUCGUGCAGCUCUCGCUCUCGGCCGCCUCCGCCGCGGGCUUCCUCUGCCUCUCCUCCUCCUUCCGCCGCGUCGGCCUCCGCCGCCUGCUCCACCUCGACAAGCUCCGCAGCAAGAGCGACCGCGUCCGGGCCAGCUACACGGCGCGCCUCGCCUUCUCCUUCCGCCUCCUCGCCUCCCUCGUCGCGCCGUGCUUCGCCGCCGAGGCCGCCUACAAGGCCUGGUGGUACGCCACCUCCGCCGACCGCGUCCCCUUCUUCGCCAACGACGUCCUCAGCGACGUCCUCGUCUGCUCCCUCGAGAUGGCCUCCUGGAUGUACCGCAGCGCCAUCUACCUCCUCACCUGCGUCCUCUUCCGCCUCAUCUGCCACCUCCAGGGGCUCAGGCUCGAGGACUUCGCCGGCUCCCUGCUCGAGGAAGUCGAGGAGGGCCGGGCCGGCGUCGAUGCCGUGCUAAGAGAGCACCUCGACAUUCGCAAGCAGCUCAAGGUCAUCAGCCAUCGCUUCCGUAAGUUCAUCGUCGCUGCGCUGCUCAUCGCCACGGCCAGCCAGUUCGCCUCCGUGCUCCUCACCACGCGACGCGACUCUGUCGACGACCUCCUCAACACCGGCGAGCUCGCGCUGUGUUCAGUUGUGCUCAUGUCCGGGCUCAUCAUAAUCCUGAGCAGCGCCGCCAAGAUCACCCACCAGGCGCAGGCCCUCACCGGUCACACCACCAAGUGGCAUGCCUGCUGCACCAUCGAGCCCGUGCUGGAGGAAGGGGAGCCCGGGUCCAACCAGAACUCCAUGAUCGACCAAGAACCCGAGAGUGACAGUGACACAGAGGACAGCGAGGAGACCGGCGACGAAGAUCUCCUGGAGAACACCAAGAUUCAUAUGCCGCACGCGCAUGUCAUCUCCUUCCAGAAGAGACAGGCACUAGUGACAUACUUGGAAAACAACAGAGCCGGGAUCACCGUGUUCGGUUUCACGCUGGACCGUUCGUACCUGCACACGAUAUUUAUGCUCGAGUGGACUCUGUUCCUGUGGCUGCUCGGUAAGACCAUCGGCUUCUCGUGAAGAAGACGGCGAUGAAAAGAAGAGAGGUGGCCUGUGUCCAACGUCCGGAUGGUCGUUUUUGAGAGGUUUCGCAUGUCGCGGUUGCCCUUUUUGGGGAUGGAUUUGGAUGUGCUUUGUUUUUCGGUCAUCGUGGAAGGGCUUUUUUUCGCGUGAGCCUGGCUGUUGGCACGGGAGCGUUGCGCGUGUACACCUCAACGCCUGUGUAUGAUAGCGAUUUUGUAUGAUGUGUGUGUAUAAAUUGUGAACCGUAAUUGUCCUUGUAAAUGAGCGUUGUACAGUCGUACACUGGUAAUGCUGUUUUUUACAAUCUCGUUGUAAGCCAACAUGUUGUAGCGAGAAUUUAGAUUGUAAAGAUAAAGAUUCUUGUUUUUUUAAAUCU